This is a messenger RNA of Arachis duranensis, 789 nucleotides long. RefSeq lists its product as uncharacterized. Lineage: Eukaryota; Viridiplantae; Streptophyta; Magnoliopsida; Fabales; Fabaceae. Bases 1 to 789 code for a protein of 262 amino acids. The record is from RefSeq and is a predicted model, not a curated record. The transcript has 8 exons.
AUGGGCAAGAUGAAAUUUUAUAGUGGGGUCAUGGGUGUAUCUAACACAAACUACAAUUCGAAACUGUUUAUCAAAGUUGAGUUUCCAGCUGCCAGGGAUUUCUUUGCGAGGGUGAACAAAUUGGAUCCUGUUGAUGGACAAGGCAUAAUGCCGCUGGUCUGUGGUCAACCUGUUUCAGAUGAGGAGAAUUUUUUGCGUCUGUCAGUCUACAAAACAAUUGCAGAGAUAAAGGAGCAUAAUCAGAGACUAGGGUUCUAUGAGCCAAGGUACAUCAUCCACAUAAGGGUGAUAGACCACACCGAUGCUGCCUCUUUUGUUUUGUUCGAUGGAGAAGCUGCAAAGUUUCUUGGAGUUUCUGCUAAGGACCUUAGGCAGUCUUGUGUGACUAAGGGUGUUGAGAAAAAUUCCUGUCCCGAAGAGAUUAAUAAGCUUAGGGAUAUUAAGUUCAUCUUCAAAGUGCAACUCAAGAUGAGAAAUCUGAACUCUUAUGAACCAUAUGUGAUUCAUGUGCUGAGAAUGACUAAUGAGAAUUCUCUGGUUUCUGCCUUCCUGGAUAAAUACAAUCCUGACACUGGCCUUUUGUCCCAUGAAAAUUCUGAACUAUUGAGUUUGUCUACUGGUCCAUACAACACUUCUAAGACUUGUGAGAGUGAGCCAACUCCAUCACCUGCAGUUGAUGAGAAACAUAAUUCUAAGAUUCUCAGAGCUAAGAAACAUAUUGAAGAGAUUGGAGAGGAGUCAGUUUCAUCCAAAUCUAAGAAAGGGAAGUGGGUUGUGGUGGAGGACUAA